Molecule: messenger RNA, 924 nt
Organism: Linnemannia hyalina
Lineage: Eukaryota; Fungi; Mortierellomycota; Mortierellomycetes; Mortierellales; Mortierellaceae
Source: the annotation of a GenBank genome assembly
AUGGUCUCCCCCCCUACUAAAAAGCCCUCUGCCGCCCUCGGCUUCCUCGCUGGAGGAAUCGCCGCUUGUGGAGCUGUCACCAUCACCAACCCCGCUGAGGUCAUCAAGACAAGACUGCAGCUGCAAGGAGAAUUGAUGCGCCAGGUCCCAGGCUCCAAGCGGAUCUACACAAACUCGGGCCAAGCAUUCCUCCACAUUGCCAAAUACGAAGGCAUUCGCGGACUCCAGCGUGGACUAGGAUGCGCCUACAUGUACCAAAUCAUGAUGAACGGCACCCGACUUGGCCUCUACGACCCCAUCAAACACACCAUCCACGCCGCUCUUAAAACUGACCCCACCAAAAACAAUAACGUUGUCAAUAUUGCUGCUGGAGGCAUCGGAGGCAUUCUCUCCGCCGCCUUGGCCUCACCACUGUUCCUCGUCAAGACCCGGUUACAAUCUUAUUCUUCUAACGAAGCCUCCAGGGUCGGACAGCAGCACUAUUACAAACACACUGUUGACGCCUUGAGACAUAUUUACAAGACAGAGGGGCUUCGGGGUAUCUACCGAGGUGUCGAUGCCUCCAUGAUGAGAACAGGAGCAGGAUCGGCCGUUCAAUUACCCCUCUACGAUGUUGUCAAACAAAAGAUGAUCACUAUUGGCGGACUCGAGAAUGGUGCCCUUUGCCACGGACUCAGCAGCUUGAUCUCGGGAUUCUUCCUCUGCAUCGUCAUGAACCCCUUUGACAUUAUUUCCACGAGAAUGUUCAACCAGGGUGGCUCGCUUUACAAGAGUCCUGCAGACUGUCUGGUCAAGACCAUCAAGGCCGAGGGCCCCUCGGCCCUUUAUAAGGGAUUCACCGCACAUUAUCUUCGCAUCGGGCCUCACACCAUCUUCACAUUUGUCUUUAUGGAGCAGGUCAAGAAGGUCUUUGAACAAUUUUGA